AUGAUCAAUUUAGUACUACUAGUCCUAUUAGCUGUAAGAACAGAGUAUAUAAAACAUUAUUCAGCAGAUUUAUACAUGUGCGAUAUCUCAGAAUCAGAAGUUAUAAAUAGAAAAAUAACAUCCUGUGCGAAAGACAUGGCAACAUUUUUUGAAUUUCAAAAAAAUACAGACGAUACAGAAAUAAUUAGGUCACCGAGAGACAACAAUGUAUGGGAUGUUGGUGCAGCAAACUAUGUAAAAAUCUUUACGUUUCAUGGCGGAUCCAAUCAGAGAUUUAAAUUUGAAAAUGUUGGUCAAAAUAAGUAUAGGCUGCUACUUAACGGAAAAUGUAUUGAAUACAAUCCUCUAAGUGAUCAGUAUGAUUUAAAUACGUGCAGUGUGGACAAUAAUCAGUUGUUUAGUAUAUUUGAGACUAUACAAGAAGAUCCUAUUCAUAACACUUCUCUACUUGAGGAUUCGUCGACAGGAAAACAUGAUCAUAUCAACACACCAUUUGACAGGGAAAAGAAACUGUAUAAUUUUGCUAGCAAACGCCACGCAGGACGUCAUCAUUCUCAUGAGCACUCUGGGGGUCACCACAGAGGUACACACCAUCAUGGCCACCAUCGAAUACCUAAACAAACCAUUUCUGGUGAAUUUUAA
Vairimorpha ceranae is the source of this 642-nucleotide messenger RNA. Its product is annotated as ricin b lectin. The transcript has a single exon. The coding region runs from base 1 to 642 and encodes 213 amino acids. NCBI's taxonomy places the organism in Eukaryota, Fungi, Microsporidia, Nosematidae. The record is from RefSeq and is a predicted model, not a curated record.